GUGGGAGGCUGUGUGUUCUCAUGCGAACGGGAAGGAGCGUUGGGGAUUUGGAGUCUCGAGGUUGAGACAUUUUCGGGCCCGAAAGGGGAAGAAUCCUCUGUCGCCGCCGCCGCCAGCCCGCGCCGCUCCCCACCCUGCCCUCCCCCUCUUUCCCGGUGCCCGCCCGCUCCGCCUCUUCCUUCCCUUUCCCUUCCCCUCCCUUUCCUCUCGCCCCAGUCCCCGCGUGUGGCGCGGUCGCCGGGGGCAGCCAGGGCUGCGGCGGAGGAGCCUGUGGCCGGGGUCAGGCAGUGGCGGCGGCGGCGGCGGCUGUGGCCGGGACGGCGCUGACAGGAAACAGAUCUUCUGUCUCUCCUGGGUGCUCCACCUCAAGGCAUAAAGCAGCAUCCUAAGGUUAACAUUAAACUUCUCUCAGUGGAGCCAAGAAGUAAACAGCUCAUGACUUCUGAUCAGGACACUAAAGUUGUGGCUGAACCGCAGGUGCAGCAAGUACAGGAAGUGAAAGACAGUUCUCAUCUGAUGAAUGGUCCUAUAUCUCAGAACUCUUCUGAGACAAAUUCCAUCCCAGCUUUAAGUCAGGGACCAUCAACCAAGGUUUCAGAGUUAAACCCUAAUGCAAAAGUAUGGGGGAAUCAUAUGUUACAUUUGGAAGCAAGUAAUUCAACUGAUGGUAGUGUGAGUAAAACUUGGGAAGAAAUACCUGACCAUUCUCCUGACUGCUGCAAAGAGGGAUUGGAUGCCAAUGGUCAUGGUGACAAAAGUCAUGAGAAUGCAGCAAUAUCAGAUUUACAGGAGUCAGGCCAAACAGAAAUGAACACUUUGUCUCUGGAGCACUCAGAGUAUGAAUCUCGGCCUGACGAUAGUGAAGCAGGAGGAAAUGAAUCUCAAUCAGAAAGCCAGGAAGACCCACGAGAAGUACUUAAAAAAACUUUGGAAUUCUGCUUAUCUAGGGAGAAUCUUGCUAGUGAUAUGUACCUUAUAUCACAGAUGGAUAGUGAUCAGUAUGUGCCAAUUACAACGGUAGCUAACCUUGACCAUAUCAAGAAACUCAGUACUGAUGUGGAUUUGAUUGUUGAAGUGCUAAGAUCAUUACCUUUAGUUCAAGUGGAUGAAAAGGGAGAAAAAGUAAGGCCAAAUCAAAAUCGUUGCAUAGUAAUAUUGCGUGAAAUAUCUGAAUCUACCCCUGUAGAAGAAGUAGAAGCACUAUUCAAAGGAGAUAAUUUACCGAAAUUUAUAAACUGUGAAUUUGCCUAUAAUGAUAAUUGGUUUAUUACAUUUGAAACAGAAGCUGAUGCACAACAGGCUUACAAAUACCUACGAGAAGAAGUAAAAACUUUCCAAGGAAAGCCAAUUAAGGCACGAAUAAAAGCAAAGGCAAUAGCUAUAAACACAUUUUUGCCAAAGAAUGGAUUUAGACCUCUGGACAUGAACCUGUAUACACAGCAGCGUUAUACAACAUCAUUUUAUUUACCUCCAGUAUAUAGUCCCCAGCAGCAGUUUCCUCUCUACAGCUUAAUUACCCCGCAGACAUGGUCAACACAUAGCUAUCUUGAUCCAUCCUUGGUAACUCCAUUUCCAAAUACUGGAUUUAUAAAUGGGUUUACGUCUCCAACCUUCAAACCUGCAGCAUCUCCUCUGACUUCACUCAGACAGUAUCCUCCUAGAAGCAGGAAUCCUAGUAAAUCACAUCUGCGCCAUACAAUUCCUAGUGCAGAGAGAGGACCUGGAUUAUUAGAAAGUCCCUCAAUAUUUAACUUCACUGCUGAUCGAUUAAUUAAUGGUGUCCGGAGCACUCAAACAAGGCAAACAGGUCAAACUAGAACACGGAUACAAAACCCUUCAAAUUAUGCCAAGAGAGAUAUUGGAACUGGGAGAGUGGAACAGAGUAGUCUUGAAUCAUCUCCUGGUUUAGGUAGAGGAAGGAAAAAUUCUUUUGGCUAUCGUAAGAAAAGGGAGGACAAGUUUACAAGGAGUCAAACUCAGUCUCCAACGCCACCAAAGCCUCCAUCCCCUAGCUUUGAAUUAGGGUUAUCCAACUUUCCUCCUUUGCCUGGAGCUGCAGGCAAUUUGAAGACAGAGGAUUUAUUUGAAAACAGACUAUCUAGCUUGAUAAUAGGAUCAUCAAAAGAAAGGAAUCUCAUUGUGGAUGCAAGUACAAACACUAUUCCUGCAGUAAUCCCUAGAGAGCCUUCACUGCCAGUUUCUUGUGCUGUAUCAGCAACAUAUGAAAGAUCUCCUUCCCCACCCCGUUUACCUGAGGAUUCCAAGGUUGUAGAAAAGCAGAGGGAAACACAAAGUAUGGAAAGGCUUUCUUCUACCCUUACUACUACUGCUUGCAAAUCAGUGCAAGUUAACGGAGCUGCCACAGAAUUGCGAAAACCUAGCUACGCAGAGAUCUGUCAGAGAACAAGUAAAGAGCCUCCUUCUUCCCCAUUGCAACCCCCAAAAGAACAAAAGCCAAAUACUGUCAGUUGUGCAAAAGAAGAAAAGAAGCCCACUGAACCAUUGGAGAGAUACAGAGAACCCCCUCCUCUGAAGUCAAAUCCAGGACAACCCAAAGAUCAGAGAAGGCAGUUGGGACGCAGAUCCUCUCCUCCAGCCAUUGGGAAGCGUUUAAAUCGAGAACAGAACACACCUCCAAAGUCUCCUCAGUGAAAAUCAUACGUUUGGCAGGGUUUGCAAAAGAAUUCUAUUGAACCACAAAUGAACACUGUCCCCACUCAGUACAGAGAAUGAGUUGCUGAUUAGGAGCUUGCAGUGUAUGUGAGGCAUAUGAAAUACCUACAAGUUAUUUUUCUUCUGUGAGUUGAUUUCUCUCUCUCGGGAAAAAAAAAAAUGAUUUUUCAGGAUUUAAUUGAUAUAAACCUUUUUUUAGGUUGGUGCUUAACUGGAGGUGAUGCAUAUGUCUGGGGUUUUUUUUUGUUUUUGUUUUUGUUUUUGUUUUUCCAGGAUAGAAAAUGCAUUUGUCCUAGCAAAUUGAUGUUUUUUUAUUAAGCCUUCAUGUGGCUAUGAAUGCAAGCUAUGCAUAGUGAGUUUUUCUAAAUUAAGCAGAACUAUGCUACUACUUUUUUUUUCUUUUUUUUUUUUAAUUGGUCUGCAAGUCUUUAAAAAUGUCAAAGCAGACUGAUGAGGGCUGAGGACAAUUAGUACUAGUGUACAAGAUUACACUGGUAAAUACAACCUUUAAAAAGGGGUAAAUAUUAUUAGAUUGUUUUGACACACUGGCAUAGGAACUUGUACUUUUCAUUUAAACUGCUAACAGGAGGUUUUAGUCUUGUUUUUUAAAAUAUGUAAUCCUUUUUUGGUCUUUGGGCAAAAUGGACCUGCAGAAAGCACCAUAGAGAGGUCUUCUGAAACAUUUUAGUUUUGAUGUACUGCAAGCAAGUAACCAGCUUCUCACUCCAGUUUAAAAUGGCUAUUAUGUAAAAUAAAUUCAAAGCACAUUGUGAAUAGGAUUUAAAUGAAAAUAUAAACUUUCUUGCCCAUUGACAUGUUACCACAAAAUUGUACCAUAACGUCAUUUUAAUAACUUGAGAGUUGGCACACUUUUUGUGCUGGUAAGGAAGAUGAAGAAGUCCCCAUUUACUUUGUGGUUUCCCCUACCUAGUGCUCACGCUGUAUGUAGAUUUAUGUCAACAUUUCCCCCAAGUACUCUUUGAAAGAGUCCAUAUUUUAGUCAGCUCUACGUUGACGUCUUCCUGUACCUCUGUAUUGGCACAUGGAUUUAAAAGCUAUUUAAUCGUGAAAGAAUGGUGUUUGUGGUCGCCCCCAACUCCCACCUUUCAGUGGUGGAGGAUGAAAAUCCUGGCUCUCUUUACCUCCAAGAUGAGGUUUCUCAUUGAUUCACUUCUAGAAGUGUUACACUUCUAAAGGACGAGGAUGCACUAAAUUUAGCAAGUUUCUAAUAAAGUUAAAUAUAAAUUAUUUUUGUUUUAAAAUGCCUAAAUUUUUUCUUUAAGUAUUCUAAGUAGCAAACAUUAAAAUAAGAUUUCCUGCUAAAUGUAACCAUACAGUUUAUUCCACAAAAUGUUAUUUAACAAGACUGAGUUUUUUUUUAAAGAAAAUUAUUUCCAUCCAAUAUUUAAAGACUUGAAUUUUAUUUAAACUUGAAAAUGACUUUGCCUUAACUUUUGUAUAAGACAGCUUAGAGUUAAUGGAGCCCGGCCCCCUGGGUUGGCAUGAGUGGAUUACAGAGUUACUCAGUGACUGUGCAGAUCUGUUGUCUCUAGUUUUACUGAGUAAGCAUACUGUAGUACAAGAACUAGCAGUAGUUUUUGUAAUAUACCUUAAAGAUCUUAAACAGUUGAUCUUUUUUCAGAUUGUUGAAAAUCCUGUAAAUGCAAAUAGUCAAUACUGUAUUAAAUAUGUGCACUUGGAAGUGUGGCUUUGCCUGUACAGUUGUAAAUAAUCAGAACAUAUUGAAAAGGUACCCUGAAGAGAAAAAUCAGAUAAAAAUUAUUGAUAUAUUAUAAAUGUUGAUGUUGAGCUGGAUGUAGAUAAACUAAAUGUUGUGGUUUGAAUUUUAUUUUAAUUUGUUGACUCUUUUUUCUUUUUCUCUUAUACUUUGGUGUGUUGAACUGAUUCUGCCUCUUCACUGCAAAAGGGAAAUGGAAAGUCUUAUUAAAAGCCUUCAAAUAUUUGUUUCCAUACUCUCUUAAAAAGUAUGUAUUUUAUCUAAUUUGAAAAGGUUUUGAAGUAUAAUGUGGAAACCAGUAACUGGUGCUAUUUUCAGGUGAAAGUAAAGAGCAUCAUUUAUCUUGCCAGAGGAAUACACGGCUGCUACAUUUGGCCAUUUCAUUCAGACUAGUUGUCAUUAUACAAUUACUUAGAAAUACAUACAGUGGUAAUAUUUUUCAAAUGCCUGUAAAAGGAAUAUGGUGAUUUAUUUCUUUGUCGUUGUCAAAUCGUUAGCUAAAAAAUCAGAAAUAAUUGACCUUUCUAACCCAAAGUAAUGAACACUAUAAAAAGAGUUGGAAAGGCAAACUCUUAAGAUCUAGUGAAUCCUUAAUAUUGUAAUCUUUGUAGAGGAGGAAACGAGAUGUUGUCAGGCAUCUUCAUGACCAAAAUUACAAACUCUAUUGAGCCAAGUCUUUGGUUUUUAAUAAUGAUAAAUCCUUUCCCCUGAAGGCAGUGAAUAUUGCAGCUUGAUUUGUAUAUGGUUAAAGCCAACUGUAGUUAUUUGCUUUGUUUGUCAGCUGAAAGUUUAAAUCUCAACAGCUGCAAACAGGAAAAUAAAAGGUCAUCACUUACAAUAACAACAGUGUACAGCUAGUCAUUAUAGUGAACUGGUACAUUAUAAGAUAAUAUAUUGAGACCAGCAGGGUGUGUUGUGCUGUUCUAAUGUAUUCUGCUGCCAUUUGUACUAGGUCAAUACACUGUAGUUACUGCUUACCCAGCAACAGUCUAUUGCAUCAAGAGUUGAAACCUUGCUCUGAUGUGAUUUUUUAUAUUCUUUUUAAUUAAGUAAAGAUUAUAUGCCAAAUAGUAACUGUUUAAUGUCCAAAACAAACAAACAAAAAACUUCCUGAUAUUACUUUGAGAUUUUUCCAGUCAGACAAAAAUGGGAGUAAUCACAAUAGAAAGCUGUGAUGGUGCAUGCAGGCUGUUGCUAUGUUACACACAGGUAAUAUGAAUCUUUCAUAAAUUUUUUAAAUUUUUCUUUCCUUUCCCCCAGCAGUAUCUCAAGUUGUAGAAGCAGAGAUACAGCAAUCACAAAUAACAUUUUAACUUGUAAAAUUGUGUGAUGAUACUUACCAUUUGGAAAUAUAAGAUCUGGCCCUGUUUCACCAGAAAUGAAUUUAAAGUAGAAUAGUUGCUUUUUAAGAGUUAAUGUCAUGAUGUUUUUGAUCAGUCCUUCCCAUAAUUGCAUCACUGUUUGUCACUAGCGGGUGGCAAAAAAAACUUCUUAUGUUGCUGUAUUUGUCAAGAUUUCUGCAGUUUACAUUUAAAAACUGGUUCACUUUAUCACAAGGGCAACAGGUGACUAAUGGUGCAUACCUCUCUUUAUAUUUCCCUUCAGCUAGCUAUAGUUAAGGAUUUUAUGUGCUUUGUAACCUAUUACACUGAAAGCAGCAGACAAUCGAAGAUUGAAGGGGAGUGCUAUCAGCUGCCAAUUCACAAAAUGGGAGUGUAAUGUGGAAUUUUUUGAGGGUUUUUGUUUUUGUUCUACUUCUUUUCAUUAAGACUGGAAUCAAGCUUACAUGUAAACUAUUGGUAAUUUAAGUUUCCUUUUGUGUCAUUCAGUGUAAAACUGUCUAAUUUGAAAACAAAUGUAGGUUAUGAAAAAUAAAGAUUUAGGCACUGUUCAGUUUUUCUUUUGAUUUUGUUUAAUUAAAAUUUUCUUCAAGACUGCAUCUUCUAAAAAAAUACUUUGUCUCAUCAGUGUACAUGAGAAUGGAAAAUGGGUUGCCUCAAACUUGUUUGAAUUAUAAAGGCUCCUCAGCAUACAUGUACGUUGACUAUAGCAUAAGCGACUUUCCCCAGUUGGCUUGAUAUUUUAAGGUAUUGCGAGUAAGCAUUCCAAUCAAGUAUUCAUGAGAAAAGUCCAUUAAAUCCAAGAUUUACUACAAAAUAAAA
Molecule: messenger RNA, 6573 nt
Organism: Choloepus didactylus (southern two-toed sloth)
Lineage: Eukaryota; Metazoa; Chordata; Mammalia; Pilosa; Megalonychidae
Gene: LARP4B
Product: La ribonucleoprotein 4B
Exons: 19
Coding region: 436-2652 (738 amino acids)
Biological process (GO): positive regulation of translation
Cellular component (GO): cytosol; cytoplasmic stress granule
Molecular function (GO): mRNA 3'-UTR binding
Source: RefSeq, a predicted model, not a curated record